Penicillium nucicola is the source of this 561-nucleotide messenger RNA. Its product is annotated as cysteine hydrolase family protein. The record is from RefSeq and is a predicted model, not a curated record. NCBI's taxonomy places the organism in Eukaryota, Fungi, Ascomycota, Eurotiomycetes, Eurotiales, Aspergillaceae. The coding region runs from base 1 to 561 and encodes 186 amino acids. The transcript has a single exon.
AUGGACAAAACCGUCCUUCUAAUCCUGGACGUCCAGCGCGGCAUAGUCGAUCAGCUGGAAAACACAGAGAGCUACCUAGCCCGUCUCGCCUCAGCCCUAUCCGCAGCCCGCAAAGCCAACAUCAAAGUGAUCCACAUAGUGACAGGCUUUCGCCCAGGGUAUCCAGAAAACAACACAAACAACAGCUCCGUGCCCGCCGUCGCUGCCAGCGGCCAAUACCAACAGGACUCAGACUCCGUCAAAGUACACCCAGCUGUGGCACCCACAGAAAACGAGGUCGUCAUCAUGAAACGCCGCAUCUCGGCCUUCUUCGGGACCGAGCUCGACAUGAUCCUGCGCUGCUUCCAGACUCAGACUGUCGUCGUCGCGGGCUUGAUUACCAGUGGUGCUGUUCUCUCGACUGUGCGACAGGCUAUGGAUUUGGAUUAUCGCGUUGCUGUGCUUGAGGAUUUGUGUAUGGAUCGUGAUGAGGAGGUUCAUCGUGUGCUUAUGCAGAAGGUUUUUGCUCGCAAGACUGAGGUUAUCUCUGCUGAGGAGUGGAUUGGGAGGAUUGGGAUCUAG